UCUUAAUGCACCUCUCCGCGAAUCGAGUAUCUACUUCCUAUCCUUGGGACCUUGCGCACAGUCAAAUAGUGAUUAGAAGCUUGCACGUACAAUCAGAGCUGCACAAACCCUAGGACGUCAACCCAAUCAGCUUACUGCUGCGCCCCGAACGGCAUAUUCGCGUAGAGUACAUAAGGUCGCCCACCUGGGUGGUGCUCCGAGCUAGACGGCGUGUCAGACGUAGGACGCAGUGCCUUGGUCUAUCUCCGUGAUGGCCAAGAAGAAGAAGACGGCGUUGAAACCGGUUGCCAGAGGGUUCGCUACAACCUCCGUACCGAAGAAGGUUGUUCAGGAGCAAGCACCUGAGGCCGAGGAGUCCUCAGCCGAACCUACACUAGAAAGUGGUGUCAGCACACAUGGUACGGCAUCAGCUGCCGUGAAACCUGAUGUGGUGGAUGGGCUUGACCCGGUGAAGGCGGAGGAGCAGUCGCUACAGAACUUGGUUGACAAGUUUCAGGAGAAGACGGAAAAGGAGAUAGUUCGUACGGUGAAGGUCAUCGAACAGGAACAUCGAUUCGCGAUGGAAUUCCCUUUGCUGGAUUUGGAUCCCACCCAUGUUCAGCGUAUCUUUGAGUUGGCCGCCAUAUCAGAAGAGAGUCUAGGCAAGAAAACUGUGGAAGGAUCGGAAGAAACAGCCGUUGCCCGCCUUGGCGUCACCUAUGGAGUCUUACGCCGGCUCAAUUUCAGCGAGGAGAGAGUUCAAGAAUGCCUGAGAUCUAUCGACAGCGUUGAUCUCGAUGACGCAUACGAUUGGCUGUAUAUGCAUUGCGAGGAGGAGGAGUUGCUCCAGGAUAGAGGAGUGACUGAUUCGAUCCUCAAAACACCAAGAACUCCCAGAACCCCCAUGACACCGCGCACCCCUCACCACGAGCGAAUGCCCUCUGCAUCCGCGCGAGCAGCACGGAAAUUCCUGGCGCUACCUGAGACCAGCCCCUCAAAGAACGUCACCGCUGGCCAGCCACCAUCGCCAAUGCUCACAUCCACGAAGCCACCUUCGCGUCUCAGCCCUCUGGCCCCUGCAUACGUACCUAAAGCUCAGCUGAACACAAACUGGCCCGAAGCCGGGGCGAUGCUUCUAUCGACAAUGGUUCAGGACACAGAGGAGGAUACAAGACCGUCGACACCCUUUUCCGUCGGGGUGGCGACCUCGUCGUCGAUUUCUCUCGAUUCCCUCCCUCCAGGCGAUUUACCGGUAGAAGACGAACGAAGCAUGGUCAAAGCUCGCAUAUUGGCUUCCUACGGUCGGAACACGACAGGCGCAGAUGCGUUGGCCUCCCAUUCGCAUUCUUCGCAUGGGUCACCUGAACCCGAUGACCCGCAUUUGGAGUAUGUCACACUCAAACUACAACUAGAUGAAUUGACGACGGAUCGUCGACAAGCUCGUGAAACCCGCGGGGACGAUGUGAUACAAGCCCUGCGUAACAAGCUAAACGAAAUGAGGAAUCGCUACUUCUUCGAUGAACGGGAUGCAGAAGUCUUAUAUCAGCAAGAACGUAGAAGACUCGAUUCUGUAGCUUUAGAGGCACGGUUGCGCAGCUCUGAGGAGGCUACUCAACCUUCACCUCUGCAAAUCCAUAGUAUUCCGUCGGCCACCCUUAAUGAUGAACCAAAGGCUUCACCCGUCAAGCACCGCCCGCCGCACCUUUUGUCCACGCCCGCGACGACCAAGGAAAAUGUAGUUGAUGUCUUUGACGAGCAAUGCGACGAGGCCGGCGGUCUUCUGGAGAUUCUCGAGGAACCGAAACCUGAAGUGACGAAUGAAGGCAUUACUGUCCGCGUGCGCGACAUGGCGCUCCCGAAGCAUUUCUCAGGCCGUACACCCAAGGUGCUACUGGCGGAGACCGUGAAGAAGCUGGAUCGAUACGCUGCCGUCACGUACUCCUGUAUUUCUGGUUAUAGCCGAGCCGUCAGAGCGUCAGUCAGCAUCCGCGGUGACAUCGUCAAGGGAGGAGAUUGGAACAUGCAGGACGUAGCUUGUCAUGAUCAAGGUCAAGCCGAACAAUAUGUUGCAACUAUCGCUCUGCAUGCUCUCAGCUUCCCCGUCUCGGAAGGAUUCGCUGUCGGAAACACUGCUUCCGCCAACACGCAGACAUCCUUCAGAGUACUACCGCCUAUCUACCGAGAUCUAUGGGACGAACUCGAAGUGGAGAGGAAAGCAAGAAAUGACGCCACUAACAGAUCAAUAUGGGCCAAACUCAGGGACAUCGUGGCUCCUAAACUAGAAAAGUCUACCAAGCCCGUGGAACGGAUCGUCAAAACCGAAACUGCGAGGUACCAAGGAGGAGCCCGGAGAGUGAUGGGCACAGCUAGUGAUCUCUCGUCUGAUGAGAUUAGGGCUGGCUUCCAAGCACGACAAUCCAGUCCUGCGUACCAAAGCAUGCUGGCCCAGCGCCACCAGUUGCCGAUCGCGCAAUACCGACAAGAGAUACUGAACACUUUGGAUUCUUCCCAGGUUCUCGUGCUCAGCGGGGAAACAGGGUGCGGGAAGUCAACGCAAGUUCCGUCAUUCAUACUUGAAGAUCAGUUAUCGCAGGGCAAGCAUUGUAAGAUAUACUGCACGGAACCACGCCGUAUCUCGGCUAUAUCUCUCGCUCAACGCGUAUCCGGGGAGCUGGGUGACCCUCCAGGUUCUGUCGGAUGUGUCGGUUCCCUGGUGGGAUACUCUAUACGGCUUGAGAGCAACACCUCUAAAACGACCCGUCUGGCAUUCGUUACGUACGGAAUCGCAUUACGCAUGCUGGAGAGCGGCAGUGGCGAAGGAGGGCAGGGCACAGCAUUCGACGAAAUCACACAUAUCGUGAUCGACGAAGUUCACGAGAGGAGCAUCGAAUCGGAUUUCCUGCUUAUUGUCCUGAGGUCUUUACUCCAACAGAGGGCAGAUUUGAAGGUCAUCCUUAUGUCUGCCACAGUGGACGCGGAAAAGAUAUCUGAUUACUUCGGGGGGUGUCCCGUUGUCAAGGUGCCUGGGCGCACCUUCCCUGUCGACACGAGGUAUCUGGAGGAUGCGAUACAGUUCACUGGCUGGGCCAUUUCUGAGAAUUCACCGUAUGCGAGACGAUUACAUGACAAGUUUUAUCGUGGCAAGAACCGGCCAGAAUGGUCGGAGGAGACUGCUCUCGGUGAUUCUGACGAAGAUACUGCCGUCCAAGAGAAUAUCAAGCUCGAGAAACGCUACUCAGACAGUACCGCAGCAACAAUCAACCUUCUCGAUGAACGGUUGAUUCCGUAUGAUCUGAUUAUGCGACUCAUUGAACGCAUUUGCUUCGAAGAUCCGGACUAUAGUUUUUAUUCCAGUGCCAUUCUCAUAUUCAUGCCUGGCUUGGCUGAAAUCCGUCGUUUAAACGACAUGCUCUCAGCGCACAGACAGUUUGGAGGCGCAGAAUUUGUCAUUUAUCCCUUACAUUCCACAAUCUCCAGCGAAAAUCAGAACGCUGUAUUCAACGUUCCGCCAUCAGGCAUUAGGAAGAUAGUCAUCGCAACGAACAUCGCCGAGACGGGUAUCACGAUCCCAGACAUUACUUGUGUCAUCGAUACGGGAAAGCACCGAGAGAUGAGGUUCGACGAGAAGCGCCAAAUUAGUCACCUCGUCGAGGCUUUCAUCGCGAAGAGCAACGCUGCACAGAGGCGUGGCCGUGCUGGGCGCGUGCAACAUGGACUCUGCUUCCACCUGUUCACCAAAGUGAAGCAUGACACCAUGAUGGUGGAACAUCCAUUGCCAGAGAUGAUGCGCCUGAGUCUGUCAGAUCUCGCCCUUCGCAUCAAAAUCAUGAAGGUCAACCUUGGAUCUUCAAUUGAAAAUGUUUUGAUCAGAGCGCUCGACCCGCCGUCGUCGAUAAACAUUCAGCGAGCUAUAUCCGCGCUGGUCGAGGUUCGCGCGUUAACGCCGACUGAAGAGAUCACCCCUAUGGGGCGUCUCUUGAGCAAGUUGCCAACUGACGUUCAUCUCGGGAAGUUCCUACUUGUCGCCACCCUUUUCCGAUGCCUGGAUCCUGCUCUAACCAUCGCCGCUGCUCUGAAUUCCAAAUCGCCCUUCUUGACACCCUUUGGCCACGAAGAUGAGGCAGAAGCGAGGAAGAACGUAUUUCGCAUCGAAAACUCGGACUUCCUUACACUUCACAAUGUAUUCUCUAGUUGGCGUCGCGUGAGCAUGGGUCCUGGUUCGGCGCACAAAUUUUGUCGCCAGAACUUCCUCAGCCAUCAGAACUUGCAGCAAAUCGAGGAACUUCGUCAACAGUUUUUGGGUUACCUGAUCGAUUCUUCCUUUGUGCAAGUCUCCAGAACAUUCAUCAGAGAGCUUAACCGAGCUCGGUAUGGUCGAAACAAGGCCCGUUUUGUUACGAUACCACCGGAACUUGAUGCGAACUCUGGCAAUAUUGCGAUAAUUAAUGCAGCACUAGCCGCUGGGCUUUAUCCCAAGAUUCUCUCCAUCGACGGAAAGGCUCAAAUGCGUACAAUCACGAAUGAAAAGGCUGCUUCAUUCCAUCCCUCAUCGGUCAAUUUUGGACGCAAGCCAACGGACUUUGGCGUCAACUAUCUGUCGUACUUCACGUUGAUGCAAUCAAAGAAAUUAUAUGCUUGGGAGACAGGUCCAGCCGAUGAUGUCGCACUACUGCUCUUAUGUGGAGAUCCAGAUUUCAAGCUCAUAUCUGAUUCAGUCAUCGUCGAUCGCAAGAUACGAUAUAGAAUCCCUCCGAAAACGCACAUCGCAUUGAAACACCUGCGGCAUCAGCUCAACGCAUCUCUAGCCUUACAGUUCCGUGGGCAGCCUCUGACGGAAAGCCAGGUUCUCUGGAGUCAGAUGGCCGAAAAUGUCUUAGGAAAGAUCAAGAUCAAGGAAGACGGUGAAAGUGAUGGCAUCAGUCGCUCUAUCGUGGUAGUCAACAAUUCGCGGUAAACGGUCGACGUCGGCAUUCAGGAAUAAGGUAGAAACACGCUCCACGCUGUACCGAG
Messenger RNA from Punctularia strigosozonata HHB-11173 SS5, 4989 nucleotides. Its product is annotated as P-loop containing nucleoside triphosphate hydrolase protein. Gene Ontology annotation, cellular component: intracellular anatomical structure. NCBI's taxonomy places the organism in Eukaryota, Fungi, Basidiomycota, Agaricomycetes, Corticiales, Punctulariaceae. Gene Ontology annotation, molecular function: ATP binding; RNA binding. The record is from RefSeq and is a predicted model, not a curated record. The transcript has 23 exons. Bases 251 to 4933 code for a protein of 1560 amino acids.